Messenger RNA from Blastomyces dermatitidis ER-3, 426 nucleotides. RefSeq lists its product as uncharacterized. The transcript is spliced from 3 exons. Lineage: Eukaryota; Fungi; Ascomycota; Eurotiomycetes; Onygenales; Ajellomycetaceae. The record is from RefSeq and is a predicted model, not a curated record. Bases 1 to 426 code for a protein of 141 amino acids.
AUGUCAUCUCUCUUCAAAUAUUCUACAGUUCUGCAGAUCAUCAAGGCGUGUGAGCACUGUCACAGAUUGAAGAGAGAGAAGAAGAAGAUGUUUAAAAAUAAUGUAGAUGAUGCCGCCUGUGAGAGAUUGAAGAAGAAGACAAAGCUGACAGAGAAGGAGGGAAUUAAGGCCUUAUUCAGGUCUCAAAUGCACUUCAUGAUUCAGAAUAUUGAGAAGACAGCUCUGCUCUCUGAGUAUGUCAAUCUGCUUGUCACUGAGAUGGAACCCGAGACAGCAGACCAGGAAAUGCAGGAUUUUGAGAUGCAGAUUGACCUAGCUGAGAGAGAGCAGCAGAAACCCUUCUCUGAGAAGGCAGUGAAGAGAGAUUUUGAGAUGAUUAUCAUCUCAGAUGAGAAGAAGAAGAAGGAGAAGAAGAAUGAGAAGUAA